Messenger RNA from Eremomyces bilateralis CBS 781.70, 2085 nucleotides. RefSeq lists its product as uncharacterized. Bases 1 to 2085 code for a protein of 694 amino acids. Lineage: Eukaryota; Fungi; Ascomycota; Dothideomycetes; Eremomycetales; Eremomycetaceae. Gene Ontology annotation, biological process: dephosphorylation; L-serine biosynthetic process. The transcript is spliced from 8 exons. Gene Ontology annotation, molecular function: magnesium ion binding. The record is from RefSeq and is a predicted model, not a curated record. Gene Ontology annotation, cellular component: cytoplasm.
AUGCUGGGUCUAUCACGGCAAACGCCUCCAUCAUGGUACCGAGACCGAGUCCGCGAAGAGCUGCAGGAACGCCGGUCCGCCGAGUCCUUCUGUCAAAAGGUCAGCGAGACAUCCGAUGUCUUCUUCCCCCUCAGCCGCGCUCAAUAUGAUGGCUUCCCAGUUCGCAAACUACCCGAGUUUGUGGCCUACCACCAUGGUUUGGUUUAUUCGUACAUGAUAACGAAGUACACUUUGCGCUGGAGCUUCUAUCGGACGGCUGCAAUGCUCUGCAAUGUGCCUCGCUACGACCUCGUACGGGAGGUGGUUGCUUCCCGGCACCAGAUUGACCCUUUGGAGUAUAAGCGACCUACAGGCUCAGAUGCCGGAUCCUCUUCCAACGUUAAACCAGUAAUCAUCGGCAUCUACGGAAUACCAGGGUCAGGCAAGACAUUCUUGCUGAACCAACUCCAAAAAGAACUCGAAGGAGAGGAUUUCAAUCUCACUGCCGGCGGUCUCCGUGCUUUCCAGGCUCUAGAGGAGAGUUCGAAACAAAACCAGCGGAAACUUGCCAUCGACUGGAUCCGAAAUGAAUGCGUGGAGAGCAAAAAUGUUGAGGUAGUCACUGGACACUACAUGUUUUGGCCUGAGGGAGGAGUUGAACGCAGGGUAUACACUCCAAAUGACCUGGACACGUUCACGCAUAUCAUCUACAUGACCGUUGCCCCCAAACUGGUGAUGGAGCAACUCCUGAAGGAUACCAGAAGCCGACCACCCAUGUCAAUUGAACACCUGAAGAGGUGGCAAGAAACCGAACAAACCGAGCUGCUUGGACUUUGCUACGAGCAUAGCAUCCUAUUCACACAUCGAAAAGAGCUCGACGAAAUCCUGGAGGCUGCUGGAGGGCAAGGAAAGCUAUAUACAGUGGUAGUCUUCGAUGCCGAUAGGACAUUGGCUGCCGAGGACAGCGGUACACUGUUUUGGGAAAAGCUCGAUCAGGCCCUAUUCAGCAGCCCCAUGGGGUAUUCUUAUACCGCGUUUCGUCAAGCCGCUUUAUUAUAUGAAGAGGCGGUGGACAACAUCGAGCAUAUCACCGCACUGGUUGUCACUUGUGGACUGCGUCUGGUCUGGGAAAAAGUACUUGAGAGACAAGGCCUGUCGAACACCGUGAAUGUCAUCGGCAGCGGUCAAGCCGGUGACGCAUCGAUCGUUACUCCGGCUGUGAAAGCCGCAUUGGUUAGACGUUUCCGGAAUACUUUUAAGACAUAUGUCUGGGCGUUUGGAGAUAGUGUUCUGGAUUUGCCCAUGCUCCAGGCGGCGGACGUACCCAUUGUUGUAGUUGGGGAGGAGCAUCAAAGAGGCAAAUCCAUGGACCAGCCACUGCUGGACGCUAUCAACAAGGGUCUUGAAGCGCACCAAUUGGUCAUACCGAGCACCGCCUCCUGUCGACUCGAUUCAGGGAAACUUCCACUCGUGAAGUCCACGAUCGAGGCGUUUAUCAGCUCAAUCUUGUUGGGUCGGAGUGAACGAAACUUGUCUCGGGUCCGUCAUGGAACAGGCUGUAACUCAGCCAAACUUCUCAUGACGCCGACGCGCGACUCGAAAGUUGCUAGUCCUAUCCUGAGAGAAGCCCAUCGCCGAUAUGCGAUUCCCCACGUCCAGGGCCACGAGACGAUUGGAUAUCGACUUUGUCACGAAGGACAGACUUUGAUCGUGGCAUUGAUGCGCGGGGGAGAGCCAAUGGCUAUGGGCGUUAACGAUGCCUUUCCACUCGCCAUGUUCAUGCACGCAUCGCAGCCUUCUCAUGUGACGCCUCAUCAUCUGGAGGGACAACGGACGGUGCUUCUGGUGGACUCGAUGGUGAACAGCGGCAAGGCGGCCACUGGUUUCAUACAACACGUCCAUAAACUGGACUCUACGGUUCAAAUUGUGGUGGUUGCGGGAGUUGUCCAGGUCGAGUCGAUCAGGGUCGGAGAUCUAGCCGCGGAACUUGACCUGAGACGGAAUGUUAGCCUCAUCGUUCUCCGUCUUUCGGAUAAUAAAUUCACCGGCGAAGGAACUACCGAUACUGGCAAUCGACUCUUCAAUACGACUCGACUGGAUGGAUGA